Prunus armeniaca (apricot) is the source of this 1056-nucleotide messenger RNA. Lineage: Eukaryota; Viridiplantae; Streptophyta; Magnoliopsida; Rosales; Rosaceae. The record is from the annotation of a GenBank genome assembly.
AUGGGGAGAUCUCCUUGUUGUGAUGAAAGUGGCCUCAAGAAAGGACCCUGGACUCCAGAAGAGGAUCAAAAGCUUGUGCAGUACAUUGAAGAACAUGGCCAUGGAAGUUGGAGAGCUCUUCCAAAGCUUGCAGGUCUCAACAGAUGUGGCAAGAGUUGUAGGUUAAGAUGGACAAAUUACUUGAGACCUGAUAUCAAAAGAGGCAAAUUUACUGAAGAUGAGGAGCAAACAAUUCUACAUCUCCAUUCUAUCCUUGGAAACAAAUGGUCAGCAAUUGCAACACACCUAGAUGGCCGAACUGACAAUGAAAUCAAGAAUUUCUGGAACACCCAUUUGAAGAAAAAGCUGAUCCAAAUGGGUUUUGAUCCAAUGACCCAUCAACCAAGAACCGAUCUCUUUUCCGGUUUGUCUCAGCUUCUGGCCCUGGCAAACCUGCAGGACCUCAUGCAGCAAUAUCAGCCGUUAGAUAUUGAUCAGCAUGCUGCAACAUUACAAGCAGAUCAAGCUGCUCAGUUGGCCAAGCUUCAAUACAUGCAGCAUUUGCUCCAAUCCGUAGCCUAUAUAAGCAGUGGUGAGAAUUAUAGCCAGAACAGAAACACAGCUGACACAGACAUGGAGGCUUUCAAUUUGUUGAACUCACUUGUUCCUUCUAUCAAAGAAAACCCAAUUUUAAAUUCAUCUCAGCUGGAAAAUCCUAGCUCAUUUUCUCUUGGAUACGGUGGAACUUCUCAACCACUCCACCAUCAAAGCCUACUGCCUCAUGACCCACAAGUCCCUUUCAGUUCUCUACCAUCUUUGAAUAGCAAUCAUGAAAUGGGCUCCAACUAUACAAUGGUCAGCCAAGAAGAUAACCAACCUCAUGAUCAUGAUGACUCUCCAUGGUUUGAUAAUCUUCUGUCUCCUGCUCCUAAUUCUAUUCCUCCAACUAUGACCGGGAUGUCGAUUAGCAACCCGGGAGGAGAUGUCUGCUGCAGCACUUCAAGCUAUGGAGGUAGAAGUAGUGGUUCUUCUUCCUACUGGCCUGAACUCUUUCUUGAGGACGCCAAUUAUGGUUGA